CUUGGAUGAUCUGCAGUGACCACCAUAUCUAUCGUUCACCUCUAUGAUUCGGGUCUAGUAUGUGAAGUACGACUUCAUCAAAAGUGAGAACAUUGACAAGUCGGCACGUUUCCGUUGACCAGACUGCCGAGGCAUUGUUAAUGUAGUGGACCUCUCCCAUAAGCACGACGGACAUCGAGUGGCUGUGUCACAUCGAAACGAGUCAUGCCACUAUCAUACCGCUCACGGGGCAUCUGAUUCUUCAGCAUUAUCCCCAUUUGUCCUUUCUUACUUUCCUGGUUGCAGUAGAAGCUUCAUCGGCUCCUCUUCUGGACGGGCUCGAUUUGCAUACCGGAAUCGGCUCUAGCUAGUCCUACGGCACGCUAUGGCUGUUGAUGUGACCUACCAGCUGCAGCCCUCCAGGCCUUUCAGAGCAUUCUAUGCCCUUACCGUUGCGGACAGUUUCAUGGUGCAGCUGGACAGUGCUUACUUGUACAUAUUCUCUGCACAGCUAAACGACUCGGAGAAGUCGGAGUUGGGAAGAACACUGAGCCAGUCUCUCGCAACAUUCUUUCAGUCAGCUGGGCCAUCGGCCUACAAUCUUCCGGAACUUCUGGGCACGAUCUACGAAGACCCCGGCACAGGAUAUCUCACAGUGAAAGUAUCUCAUUCUUCUUCGGUGCCGUUCAUCGUCAAAGACCGAUCUUCACAGGCUCGCUUCAGCGACCUGAAGCCCGACCAAGGCUUCCCUCCUCAACCGCUGAAACCUACUAUCUUUGAACCGGGUGUCACAGCUCCUCCACCAGAUGCAGCAAAGGGAAUCCCAGCCCUCUGGGUGCAGUUGACCUUUAUCGAUGGCGGAUUCGUGGUACAUGUGCAUAUCCACCACUGGAUCGCAGGAGCCAGCAGUACCGCCAGACUGGUUGAAGCAUGGUUCGAGAGAGCCCGUCUCAUGACCACGACCACCGACAUGAAAAGUGACCUGCACAUGGAUCUGAGCAGUCUCUUUUCCAGUUGCACGAUCAAAAUGGGGCAUCGACAGCAGUUGACCCACACUCUCGCCGCCAUCACGGCCCCUCAGCUUGGUCACCCAGAUCUUCUUCAUGUUCCAGGCGGCAGGCGCGUGUGGGCCGGGAUGGACUUCCCACCCAUUGUGCUUCUGAUCCUCAUCAAAGUCUUCACCUUCAUCAUGACGUACCUACCAUUCAUACUACCGCGAUGCGACUCGCAGAUCUUCCACUAAGAUCAGGUUCGAAACAGUGCGACAUGUGCACAAUGAAGGCCUUGACGGCGCUAUUGUCGUGUUGCCAGCUUUCGGCCGGAAGUGGAAGGCCCAAGAUGCAGGGACUAGUGGCCGGCAAGGUGGAUUGGACGUGGCGAUAAGCUUGACGAGGAAAUCCAUGAAGAUCUUGAUGCAGGAUGAAGAGUACAGGCGGUAUGCGACAUGGGCCGAGGAGACCGGUCGUAGCAGCUGAAGUUCUGAAAAAAAGUUAGGGCAAAGUCCAGGUUUUUUCAGGUGCCCGGCAACCCCCACGGAACGCGCCAGGGGUAAGGUUGCCAACCACCUUGCCGCCACCCCCACCUUGUCGCCAAUUUUAUGAAUUCGUAUAUUGUUGUAGCAAA
Exophiala viscosa is the source of this 1602-nucleotide messenger RNA. RefSeq lists its product as uncharacterized. The transcript has a single exon. The coding region runs from base 365 to 1222 and encodes 285 amino acids. The record is from RefSeq and is a predicted model, not a curated record. Lineage: Eukaryota; Fungi; Ascomycota; Eurotiomycetes; Chaetothyriales; Herpotrichiellaceae.